Molecule: messenger RNA, 3243 nt
Organism: Stereum hirsutum FP-91666 SS1
Lineage: Eukaryota; Fungi; Basidiomycota; Agaricomycetes; Russulales; Stereaceae
Exons: 3
Coding region: 1-3243 (1080 amino acids)
Source: RefSeq, a predicted model, not a curated record
AUGGCUCUCCCCCCUCCCCGAGGCCGUACACUCACUCAUCGUCGCGGCUCUGCCGCAGCUCGAGAUCCCUUCAACAUCCUGACAGACCGCGAUCCUACUCAUAUCUCCUCCACCCCCGAUAGCGAGAGAGAAAUGACAAGCCGUCUCUCCAUCGUCCGCGUCAUCCCUCCACACAACGGCACUCACAACCCCGAUCCCGCAGCGUCAAUCCCUCUUUCUAAUCGCCCACCGGAUCCAGGACUCGUACACAGUCGGUCGUUGACCCAGAACCGAUCGAGGAGGGUUUCGUUCGCGAGUGCGUCGUUCGCGUCACAUCCAGGAGAGGCCCCUGUUCCCCUUCCGCAGGGACUAUCGCGCUCGAGAUCUUCGUCUUCGGCGCGCUCUUAUUCCGACGAUGUGGCGUCUGAGAAUUCAUUGCAGGCUUAUUCGUCACCAUCCCCGACAGAUGGUGCACGUCGUCGUUCGGCGUCGAUCAGCACACAGAACCCGUACAGGAUCGCGCAGAAGUAUGGCUCUGGGUUCGUUUAUGGCGGUGGCUAUGGCAUCGGGUAUGGUGGGAUGAUUGGGUAUGGGAGGGAGGCGCCGUUGACGCCGCAGCAAGUUCUUGAGCUUGCGAAGGCGUCGUUGAAGCCUGAUCCGAAGACUUUGGGCGUACAUGGGGGAGGAAGGUCGGGAAGUACGACGAGUUUGAGUGAGAGUGGAGAGGAGGAGGUUGAGGAAUUAGAGGUUCAGCCGGCGAAUUUCUUGCCGAUGGGGGAGGGGGAGUUUUUACCGUUUGUUGAUCGUCCGAAGGAGGUAACCCAAUUCCUCGCCUCCCAACCGACCGACCGCCUAAUCGCCCUCCUCGAACAAGCCUUCCCGAACCAUCUCCGCCUACCGCGCGAUCACCCCGAAAGAGAGUUCUCGCCGACGUCCGCUGCGUUCGCGGCGAGCGAAAUGAGAGAGACCUUGCCGAGGCCGAGCCCGACAUUGGUGAAGGCUUUGACGAGUGAUCCCCCAUUGAAGGAGAUCGUGGCGCCCACUCCAUUGAGGGCGUCGGAUCGUGGAUCGACUUUCGGUGGAGGAUUGGGAGAGGAGGAGCAAGCGGGUGAUAAGGAGGCGCAGGAGGAAGAGGAGAGACUGAGAGCGUGGAGACGGUUCGAUCACCCACAGACGUGGUCAUUCCCGACUUUGCUGGAGUGGAUGUGUACGGUCCCGCGCUCGCAGGCUGACGAUCGGGAGUGGGUGAGGAGGAUCCGAAGAUGCGUGAUGGAGAGGACGGAGAAGAUUUGUGUGGUUCUGAUGGGGGCCUUGGGCGUGCCGUUAGAGGAAGGGGAGGAUGUCGUUUUGAAGAGGGACGUCACGGUCGGGGAGGAAGAGGCGUUGGCAGAUGACGAGAUGGAGGAAGAAGUCGAAGUGGGAAAUCCGCCGGAGGUGAAGAGGAGUAAGUCGGAUGAGACGGAAGUUAGGCCUUUGAAAGGUGGGAGAGCCUCCGCGUUGCGAUCUUCGUCUGGAGGUGCGACGCCAAAGUCGGCUUUACGCUCUGGAGGGGCCACACCCAAGAUUUCCUCCUCCGGGGCUGCGACGCCAAAGAUACGCUCCGGGGCCGCGACACCGAGGACGACGAUACCUGGUACCGAUGAGACGAGGACGAUCUCGUCGGUUCUGCAUUCUUCGGCUUAUGUGGAGCCGAGGGCGCGCAGGGCAGGUCCCAAGGCUCAUUUUGGAGAUCUGCCUACGACCACGGCCGUCGAGCAUGACGAGAAUGUAAACGAGCACCCACGCCCGCAUCAUCAUCAUUACCACAAUCGCGAGGAAAAGAAGAUGAAGAAGACGAAGGAGGAAUCAGCCACAGGCCUCCACAGGUCUCCGCGUCAUCUGGCGGGUCUUGAAGACGACUUGGACACGCUCACGAAUUACUUCCAACUUGAUAUCGAGCCGAUCGGGUACGAGCCGUUCGUACACCCGUACGCGCAUGGCCACCAUGAUCCAGAAGGAUUGAAUCCCAAGCCAGAGGUGCAUACGCCGUUUCCUCAUCCCCACGAGAUGUCGACGACUUUGGAGCGGAACGAGCAGGGCGUGUUCAUACAGCCUACUCAUCACCAUGAGGCGAGCAUGCCUAGCGAUUACUUGAGCGUUGGUCCUGGUGGGAUUGGAGCAUUCAGGCCGAGGUCGGAUAGUGGGUCGAGUUUUACGAGUUCGGAAUCUGGGUCGGGAUCGGUUUCUGGAUCCGGUUCAGGCGUGGGCGUCGACUCGGGGUUGAGUUGGAGUGGGAGUACGACGGGGAGUACGAGUCAUAUGGAGGCGAUUGGGGAAAGCGAGGACGAGAGUGAGGAUUCGGAGGAUCUUGAGCAUUCAGUGCGGGGUUCAGCGGACCCUCCUUCCCGCGGUACGGAGGUUGGAUCGGCCCAUGGACAAGAACAUCGUGAGCAGACGGAAACCACGAUGGGCGCGAGGCCAAAUAAACAGGACUUGGAGAAGUUAAAGGAGAGUUGGGCUGCGAGAUCUUCGCCGUCGACGGCCUUACUUUCCCCUCCGACACACAAUAUACAACAAUCGCUCUCGGAUACGAACCUCCCUGCUGCUACCGCCACUCGUGGAACGGACUCUAUGCCGUAUCAGUCUCAUCACGACCGUGGACACGGACCAUACUUCGGCCUCACCUUCGCCACAAACAAGCUUCCAUCCCAUCUCGUACCUUCCGCCCUCGUGUCCGUGCAACCCGCAGACUCGCCUAUGCCAGGCGCCGUCGCGUCCAAGACGCCGCCACCCGUUAGCUUGCUCAGUCCAUCUGCUUUGAUCGGCAGGCAUGCCGGAACUUCUGUUCAUUCUAUCGACGCAAAGGAAGGCGGAGGUAUGCGAGCCGAUGGGACUGUUGCGAGACCUCGUGCGAUGAGGAGGAAUACAGUGAAUGUGGCGCACAUGUUGACGGGCGCGCCGGGCUAUGAAGGAUAUUCGUGGAGGCUUGGGGGUCCGUUGUUCCCGAAGAGUUUUGAUUCAGUGGCGGAGGUGGAGGACGUAAGCCGCGGUGAUCGUGGACAGAAGAAAGAAGAGGUGAAGGUAGAGAGGAGGGCAGACCCGGGAGACGGUCUCAUGAAGAACAUACGAGCUCGCUCUGAGCUUACUCAUACAGUGCCGGCCAGGAUCUCGUCACCGAGACCAAGGGUUGCUCAUGCCAUGGGUGGAAAGAGCGCGCUCUCAAAGUUGACAACCGACGUGCCUGUGUUCACACCGCCGAACAGCCCUGCCGUUCAGAGAUGGUGA